Messenger RNA from Mycena citricolor, 2341 nucleotides. The record is from the annotation of a GenBank genome assembly. Lineage: Eukaryota; Fungi; Basidiomycota; Agaricomycetes; Agaricales; Mycenaceae.
UUACAUUCGACCGCACACAUUGACCUACCACCUCUCCCAUUUCUCACAGUCAAUACGGAAGCCGAGCACCAUGGUGGCUUCAAAAAGUCCCAAGGCCGCGAAGGUCGCGCCGCGGUAUACAGAACGUGUCAUGGGCGCGAUGUCCCAAAUCCAGCGUGAGACGCACAAACAUGCCAUCCGCACUGCGAGCAUCCACGCGCGCGUCCAGAAGAUGGCGCAGGAGCGGAAGGAGAAGCUAGGCCCACAUUGGAAGACGUUCGUCACGAAGGCCAUCGGCGUCUUGACGGAAGAAGGCAUCCUGGAGAAAGAUCAUGGGGCCUAUGCGUUGUCGCUCAGUGGCAAGAAGAUUAUUGCUACUGCCCGCCGCGCGCUGGACCUCCCGAGCAACAGCCAAGACAUGACGAUCGAGCAAGAGGUCGACCUGUGGAAACAGGUGCUCCGCACGCCAAUUGCCACACCAACUCGCAAGCGGCUGCGCAACUCGCGUGUGCCCGCAGGGGAUGACUCGGACGACGAGCUCGUGGAGUUGCCGUCAUCGCCGAUCAAGGGUCGUAAGCGUGCGCGGACGUCAUCGGCUGCUGCAAGUCACCGACCAGUGCGGGAGCCGACGCGUGAGCCGCCUUCGCCCUUGACGGAGCUAGAGGAAAGUAUGGAGAACGUGUUGGUUCCGUGCUACGCCGGCUACCGCCAGUGCCCGCCUCGUCAAUCUCGUUCCUUCAUCGACCAGCUGAGCAAACAACCAACACCCGCGCCGACAGAGAUGGAAUUGCACGAUGACAUCACCGAUGAACCGGCCUACAUCGAACUGCCAGCCUCUGCAGAUAAUUAUAGCGCGACCGCAGUGGAGAGCCUGAAGGAGGAACUUGCCAAGGCAGAAAGCGCCGUCGUGGCACUUAGCCGUGAACUGAGAGAUCUUCGCGAGCAACGGACGACUCUGGACUCUGAACUGGCCAGGACGAGAAGGCGGGCCGAUGCCAAUGCGGCUGAGAAAGUCAUGCUGGAGGCGCAGCUAGCCGCUGACGUUCCUCGGACCGACGACGCGGAUCUCUUGCCCAGAUCGCCCAUCUUGAGGGCGAGAGAGGAUGCCGUCGAGCUGAAUGCGAAGCUCGCAGUUUUACGCGACGCUGCCGAAGCUUUGAAGCCUCAAAUGGAUGCUCUCGAUAGUGCCUUGGCUGAACGGAUCAGCAUCCAAACGGUCUUGGAAGAACAAUUGGCUGCAGCAAAGAAGGAAGCCGAGGAUAUGCGGUUGAAAGUCGGUGUAUUCGAGACUUCGACUCGUCAACUCCGGACGGAGAUCGAGUCGAAGGCAGCACAACUAAGCGAACGAGAAGCUGAGCUCGGGGGUGAGCUAACUGCGAAGGCCGGAGCGAUGUCUGCUUUGGAGAGUCGAAACGCCGAGCUCGCAGCCUCCCUGAAUGAGGCUCGCAGCAAGAUGAUCGAAGCCGAGGCCGCAAGAUCCUGUCUGGCUGACCGAUUUUCCGAAGCAGAGCUGCGCAACUCGUCCUUCCAGGCCACCAUUGACGAGUUGCGUCUGGCUGAAGGCCGAGCGGUGGCAAGCAUCGAGCAGCUGUCCGCCGAGUCGGUUAAGCAGCUUGGGAUUCGAGACGAAACAGUUGCUGCACUCAAAUCUGAGCUCUUGACUGCACAAGAAGCUACGCGCGUGCAAGCGGCCCAAGCAGAAGAGACACUGACAGCUCUGACUCGGCAGCUGGCGCACACGCAAGCCAGCCACGCCGCCCUAGAAUCCACGCUGGCCGUGACGAACGAGAAAUCACGCUCGGAGCUGGAGGCCGCUUCGGCCAAGUCCGCCGAUGUGUCCGCAAAGCUCGAGGAGGCUGUCAAACGUCUAGGCGAGGUGGAGACGCGCUUGCAUAUCGCCGGGAGGAAGCACACGUCAGAGAUCGCUGACAAGGACGUGAUCCUGACGACGCUCAAUGAUACGCUCGUAUCGGCUCGGGCAGAUGUCCAGGACAUGGUCCAGAAGCUUGCGCAGGCAGAUCGGGACCGAGGUCAGCUGCAUGCUGAUGUCGUCCAGAUAAAGGGGGAUUUGCAAGCCGAGAUGGCGAAUACACGUGAUAUCGCGGCGGAGCUGGAGAGCGAGCGCGCGAAGAGGGCGCAGGCCGAGACGUCCUUGAACGAGGUCCGAGAGCUGAGAGAGGCUGAUGUUGCGACCAUUGGUGCGCUCCAGGACAAGUUCGCCCGGCUCAAGGACGCCCAGAUGGAGUUGUGGGUCCAGUUUGAGCUGGCGAGACCGAGUGGCCAGCCGGUGCUGCCCCCCGCGUCGUCGAGCAGCCUUGUGAUUUGGUUGCUGCUGAUCUGCGCUAGUGUUGAUCUAUCUUGA